Anopheles marshallii is the source of this 2862-nucleotide messenger RNA. RefSeq lists its product as uncharacterized. The transcript has 4 exons. Lineage: Eukaryota; Metazoa; Arthropoda; Insecta; Diptera; Culicidae. The coding region runs from base 1 to 2862 and encodes 953 amino acids. The record is from RefSeq and is a predicted model, not a curated record.
AUGGGAAAAGCCGCGCGACGGUCAGUUGCGUCAGAUCCGUCGUCGCCGACCUUACCCUACCACUAUCAACAAGAGCAGCAGCACCAGCAACAGCAACACCAUCAGCGGCAAGUGCAUCCGCAAGAGCACUUGUACUAUCCCUCAUCCUUGUCCUACUCCUCUUACACGCCCUCGUCACCGUCCUCACCGUCGGCGGCCUACGCGGCAGCGGACUCCUUCACCGGUGCUAGCUAUCCGGUACCGUCCCUCGCUUUCUCCUCAACCCCUGCCGGUCCACAGCUGCAGGCACCGAGAACCGCAACGCUCCAGUCGGCUCCACCGGCCUUUGGUUCCUCAUCGCUAGCACCGGGCGGGUCAGAACCCGGGUCCGGUACGAGCGGUCUCUUCAUCCAUUCGUCUACCGCGGCCACACCCAACAGCAACAUCACACCGGAGUUCAGCCCCACACCCCAAAGCAGCCCCUUAGCGUUUGCUGCUCGUGCAAGCGAACCCAGCAAGACCGGACCCCCGGUAACUGAGCCUAUCCAGCCCACCCAAGCCACCCUGUUACCGUCAUUUCGUCUCUCCAGCAACCAAACGCAGGUCGACCGGGAACGGGAACGGCUCAGGAUGGAGUUUUACGCUACGUAUGAUGUGAUGACCGGCGUACGGAUAGCGGCCACGCUCGGUGGUUUCUUCGGCCUAAUGGUGUUCCUCGUCAUCUACAAGAGCCGCACGCGGUCAACGGCUAAAGCACUCAAGGAUCCAACGAUAGCGGCAGUGGCAGCAGCUGUCAUACAGGAGGAGGAAGAACGUGAGCUACAGGAGGCAAUAGAGGCGACGGCAUUCUCGCUACUACAGGAAGAGCUAAACAUCAACUAUCCCGGACUGCAGCGGGACCGCUUACUGUCGCUCGGUAACAUCAGCGCACCGCCAAUGCUAAGCCGGGGCCGCCGAAUGUCCUCGAUUAGUGGCGGCUACAGCAGUCUGCUCAACCCUUCGCGACGCUUCUCGUACAGCAGUACGCGGGGGCACCGGAACAGCGUUUCGGUGUCCUCGCGGGUACUCAGUGCCUACAAUAUGGGUGGCAGCUUCGGUCAGGACGACUACGUGCUAGAGAGCGACGGUGAGGAGGCGGACGAUGAGUUUGAUCAGUUUACCACCACCGCCGAAAUCGGGUACCCGAGCAAUUACCUAUCGGUGCCGAACAAGUGCAACGAAUCUCGCCGCAGCAGUGCGAUGACGUGCUGCAGCACGGAGAGUUCCUUCCUCGAGCGGCGAUGUUCCGCCAUCACGCUCGGCCUUUCCUCCUUACCACCGAUAUCGCGGUCACCGUCGAGGCAGCAGAGCCGCGACGAUACGACCGACUGGGAACCGUUCUAUCCCGGCAUCAACAUCAUCGAAGCAACGCCCAAGUCGUCACCGUGCCCAAGUGAACGAAUCGCCCAUCGGAACCACAGCUCCAUGGACUCGGAACGGCCUUCCACCAGCCGGGGACGGUCGGCACAGCUGCUCACCGCUCAACCCUCGAGCUCUGGUGGGCCGCGUGUUGUAACAUCGAUGUACGAUGACAGUUCGAUCGAUUGCAUCUCGGAGUAUCCGAUCGGAUGCACCGUUGAGGACGGCUUCGGGUACCGUCAACGGCAACAGGCGUCCAACGCGCCGACCCGCCACUAUGCCAACGGGCGGCAGUCCGAGGAUGUUAGUUUAGCGAACGGCAGCGCACUGCACCAACCGCGUACGGUUAACGUUGCCGACAGUCGCAACGCCACCGUACACACGAAUACCAGUAGUAAUAGCGCAAAUAUUAAUCACAGCACCACGGUUCAUCCUAGCGGUGGUAGCGGUGGCGCAGUCCGACGCGCACCCUUAGCAUCGCUCAGUUCCUUCAAGAUGUCGUCGAUAGACUGUCAGGAUACGGAGCCGAAGAGCUGCGGUUCGGACUCGGUGUUCGGUGAGGAUAGUGGAGCGGACACGGACGAAGAUCUGCAGCAGUUCAGCACGGAUAGUGAUGAGCUGAGCCUAACCAUGCCGUACGAGGAUGAGGAUGAAUCGCACGAUCCUCACCAACGGGUACAGCGGGGUGGUCCAAGCCGUGGUGCACUGUACCGGCGACAGUCCACCUUGGCGCAGGGUGAAGACGAUGAAGAUGCAGACGAUGGGACCCUGCUGCCAAGGGACGAACGGCCCGGUGGGUCCGGUGACCGCACCAUGUACGAGAUUGAGCACGAGCUCAACGAUCGGCACCAGCAUCAGCUGCACCAGCCGACAACCGAUACUAGUUAUUUAAGUAGUCUUUCAAUUAGCCAACGCACCGGCCCCAAACCCGGUGCGGGCACGCGGCCAAGCGAACGGGGCGGACCGGGCGUGGGGAAACGUAUCGAAACGAAAGCAAUCAUCGAAAGACAGCAACCAAAUGACAACGGCGCCGGCUACAUCAGUAGCAGCAGCAACCAACCCAGGCAGUCACCGCUCGGGGCCAUACCGAAGGUGCCGCUCGAUUCGGACCGAAGGCGAGCGUCCGGUUCGACGCGCACCGCAACGUCAGCAGCGGUGCCACCAACCGUAAUGGUACAUCUGCCGGAUGACGAUCGACCGAGUGGCGGCAGUAGACGGCACACUAGCGAACCCGACAGCAGCACCGGCCGGCCGGGGUGUGCGGACGUGACGCGACAGCAGCAACAGUGCGUUGAGGUUAAUGUUAUCAUUAAGAACAGUAGCAGUAGCAACACCACCAUUAAAAGUCCUUCUGUGAUUCUGGAGCUACCGAUACUGGCGAUCGACGAGGACGAUGAUCCGUCCUCGUCCGCGCCAGCCCUGUCGGCGAACGAUCCCUGCAUUCCGGGACCCUCGCGCAAGUGGUCCAAGGAAACACUCUUCUAG